UGCGCGUCCCGUCUAGGUUUCCACAACUGUUAUUUUCCUAACAUUUUUUUUUCCAUGUGGAGUGUAAUCGUCAACGCUGUUUAACGGGGGGAAUCCAGCCCAUAUAUUUAUUGUAGCCGCUCUUGAAUAUUGUGCUCAAGAUGGCCGCCGAUGUGGGAUCGAUGUUUCAAUAUUGGAAGAAAUUUGAUCUCCGGCGGCUUCAGAGGGAGCUAAACUCAGUGGCGGCCCAACUCGCAGGCCGACAGGAGGAGAGCGAGGACUCCCAUAAACACCUGGUGGAACUGAGCCGUGAAUUCAAGAAAAAUGUCCCAGAGGAGGUGUUGGAGAUGGUUUCGCCCGUCCUCAAGAGUUUCCAAGCUGAGGUGGUUGCGUUGAGCCAGCGCAGUAAGGAGGCGGAGUCUGCGUUCCUGGGAAUAUAUAAACAGCUGAUCGAGGCCCCAGAUCCGGCUCCGCUGCUGGAAGCCACACAGGAGCGACUGGCAGAUCUACAGCGUCCGGCCCCUGAGGGUGAUGCUCUGGUCACAGAAACCUCUGAGAACUGGAGGAGACACCUGAAGUGCCUUGACAAAACAGAUCACACAGAGGAGGGGCCUGUAACCGUGGAGACGGGGGAAACGUCGACUCAGCGGCCCAUGAUGACACCACACAGCACACAGAACGCCCCGCUCCAAAAGGACCCGCAGGAAGGGGAGGAACAUGAAUCAGACAUUUCACUGCCUGUCAGACUCGGCCAGGCUGAGGACCGGAUCAAAGCGCUUCAGUCAUCGCUGACCUCGGCCCGAACAGAGCUGCAGGAGCUGAGGUGUAAAUACGACAAGGAAAAGGCGGAAAAAGUGGAGGAGAUGGGAGCUCUAAUGGUGAACCUGGAGAAGGCCAACCAGAGAGCAGAUUUGGCCCAGAGGGAGGUGGAGAGGCUGAGGGAGCAGCUCGCCGGCACUCAGAGCACUUCUAAAGGGACCGGCCCGUCUGAAGACCGACCCAACGAGGAGAGGGAGCGUGAGGAGCGAGACGAGGGCUCGCUGUCACGGCUGGAGGUGGUGCUGUUCUCCAAGGACAGAGAGAUCCUCAGACUGCUCGAGAACGUCCAGAGACUCCAGUUCACCUUACAGGAAGUCCAGGACUCAUCGGCCAAUCAGAUAGCAGAGCUGGAGCGGCAGCUGGCCUAUAAGUCAGAAGCUAUAGAGACCCUGGAGGCCAAACUACAGUCUCAGAUGGAUUAUGAAGAGAUCAAAACAGAACUCAGCAUCCUGAAAGCCAUGAAACUGGCAUCAGCCAAUGGAAGUUCAUCCCAGGAAUCGGCCAAAACCACUGAGGCACUGCUGCUGGACAAAGAAGCCUUUCUCCCCUCUCACAAAUUUCUUGUGGAUAAAGUCCGAGUUUCACACAACAGCGAUGAGGGUCAUUCUGAGGACUCCAGCAAGAACGUGAGUCGCCCGGCGGGGUCGUAUUCCUCUCCUCCAGGAACACUGCCCAUAAAUGGGCGCACUUCCUCCAGCCCAGGCCCGCCCAACACUGACACCCCCUCCUCCACCCACGAACUGCCCCGCCCCUUCUCAGUGUCACCCUUCUCAGGCGAGAAACAUCCCGGAGAUCAGCUCCUGCAGAAGCAGCUCCUGUCUCCCCUCUUCAAGAAAGACGGCUCCUCCAUCUUGGCGUUCCCCACCGCCCUCUACGCGGCUAAAGCGGCCCUCAUGUCAGCCAAUCAGAACGCCUCCAUGCCAGUCGCAAUGGAGACGGGCAUGCCAAGCGACCAAUCGGAGAGCGGGAGCUCAGGGGGCGGAGACGACGACCAGGUGGACACUGCAGAAAUCGCUUUUCAGGUCAAAGAGCAGUUACUGAAACACAACAUCGGUCAGCGUGUGUUCGGUCACUACGUGCUGGGCCUCUCACAGGGCUCGGUCAGCGAGAUCCUGGCUCGACCCAAACCCUGGAGAAAACUCACCGUCAAGGGCAAAGAGCCUUUCAUCAAGAUGAAGCAGUUCCUGUCAGAUGAGCAGAACAUCCUGGCAUUACGCACCAUCCAGGUCCGCCAGCGAGGGAGCAUCACUCCUCGCAUCCGAACUCCUGAAACUGGGUCAGAUGAUGCCAUCAAGAAUAUUCUAGAGCAGGCCAAGAAGGAGAUCCAGUCACAAAGAGGCGAGUGCAAGUCGUCUCUGGGCUGUUCGUCGGGCCGGAACAGCUCUGGAGGAAGCAGCAGUUCUGACGAAACCAUCAAGAGCAUCCUGGAGCAGGCCCGUCGGGAGAUGCAGGCGCAGCAACAGGCCCUGCUGGAGAUGGAGGUGUGCGGUCGGGGGUCCAGCAGCGAACGUCUCGUCCCGCAGGAUCCCGCCAAACCUCAGCCGCCCCCCACAUCGCCCUUCAUCAAACAAGAAGAGGGCGUGUCAGUGCCGGUGUGCGUGUCCAAUCCCGCCGGCAGCCCUCAGACGCCUCUCAGCGUCCUGUCACCCGCCGCCUUCGUCCAAAACAUCAUCCGGAAAGUCAAGUCUGAGAUCGGGGAAGCCGGCUCGUAUUUCGACCAGCACUGGUCCGUGGAGCGCAGCGCUGUGGUGAUGGGAAUGAGCGGCGCCUCUCACCCUUUCACCUCCGUCUCUCCCUCGCUCUCCUCCUCUUCGUCCACAUCAAUGCCUCGUCCCUGGCCUCGGAUGGAGAACGGAGACUGUCCCGCGAACGGCGAGGAAGCGUCCGCGCCGGAGGACGAGCCCGUGUCGGGUCGGCAGGUGGAGAUUAAAGUGGAGCCGGACGUGUCGGUCAGCGGUGAGACGCCCUGUGGAGCGGGACGGGUGUCGUACUUCCCCUCGUACAUCCCUCGAACCCUGAAGCCCACCGUCCCGCCGCUGACCCCCGAGCAGUACGAGAUGUACAUGUACCGAGAGGUGGACACCCUGGAGCUGACGCGGCAGGUGAAGGAGAAGCUGGCCAAGAACGGGAUCUGCCAGAGGAUCUUCGGAGAGAAGGUGUUGGGUUUGUCUCAGGGCAGUGUGAGUGACAUGUUAUCCAGGCCUAAACCCUGGAGCAAACUCACUCAGAAGGGACGCGAGCCGUUCAUACGCAUGCAGCUCUGGCUGCUGGAUCAGCUGGGUCACGGACUCAACCAGCUGCCCAACCACAGCCUCAACCAGGAUAAGAGCCCCGUGACGACCCGCUCGUCCCCGUCCCCUCCUCUGAGUCCUGAAGACGGUCAGCCCAACAUGAGCCUGGAGCCCGUGAGUCUGGCGCUGGAGAGCAGUAAGGAGAACCAGCAGCCUCAGCGUGUGGAUCCUCACGGAGGGAAGAGCAGCCCGUGUGUGAGCGUCCCCCAGCAGACACACACACCGCUGGGCAUCCAGGAGCUGGUGGCCAUGUCUCCGGAGCUGGACACGUACGCCAUCACCAAGAGAGUGAAGGAAGUUCUGACGGACAACAACUUGGGUCAGCGUCUGUUUGGAGAGAGCAUUCUGGGAUUGACCCAGGGUUCAGUGUCUGAUCUGCUGUCCAGGCCGAAGCCCUGGCAUAAGCUCAGUCUGAAGGGUCGAGAGCCAUUCGUCCGCAUGCAGCUGUGGCUCAACGACCCGCACAACGUGGACAAACUCAGAGAUGUCAAGAAAAUGGAGAAGAAAGCGUAUCUGAAGAGGCGAUACGGUCUGUUGAGUCCCGGCUCAGACAGCGAUUCCCCCGGCGCUCAUUCUGACUGCAUCAGUCCAGGUCUGACCCCGCUGGAGCUCUGCCCGUUCAGCCAAGCCAAGAAACCUCGAGUGGUGCUGGCGGCGGAGGAGAAGGAGGCUCUGAGGAAAGCGUAUCUCCAGGAGCCGUACCCCUCUCAGCACACCAUCGAGAUGCUGGCCGCCCAGCUCAACCUCAAAACCAACACCGUCAUCAACUGGUUCCACAACUACAGGUCCCGUAUGCGGCGAGAGGUCCUGAUGGAGGGCCUCCAAGACAACGACACGGACGCCGAACACAACAACUACUCCCCCCUGGCGUCCCACAGCCCCGCGUCGGACCGGGACGACAGGAAUCAGCUCUCGGGCGCCCACGGUCGACGCUUCAGCUUCAAGCAGGAGGACGAGGACGAGGAGCUGCGUGUGAGGCAGGCCAAAUGUUUCUCCGUGGGCAUCCAGUUCUCUCCGCUGAAGAGCGACCCGGGCCGAGGGGACGAGGAGGUGGGCCUCAGUCAGGGUCCUCAGAGGAACAGCUCAGCGGAGUCGCCCGAGGACCCCGUCAGCUUCAAAGCUUCGUCCGAACCGUCCCGGAGCAGCCUGGAGGUGUCCCUCAACUCGCCCUCGGCCGCUUCCUCGCCCGGCCUCAUGAUGUCCGUGUCCCCCGUCCCGUCCUCGUCCGCCCCCAUCUCUCCAUCGCUGCCCUCCCUUCCGGCCCCGACCAACUACAGCCUGGAGUCGCCCUCGCUCAACCCCAAACUCAACAAAAGCACUCAGAGACGCAACGAGAAGAUGGCCAACCUCAACAACAUCAUCCAUCGGCUGGAGCGGGCCGCCAACCGCGAGGAAACGCUCGAGUGGGAGUUCUAGGAGGAGACCGUCGCACGGGAAAACCCUAUUUAUAAACACGUUUUAGCUAUUUUGAUAAAGCAACUUUGAAUUCUACGUCGCAGCACUAGCUGGUGUUGUUUUAAACAGCGGAGGAGAGAAACGCAGCGUAGCGGUGUCAUGAAAUGCACACUGACGUCUUGUAGAUUGCCACUGGGUGAGAUUAUUCAAAUAAAAGACCUCUGUCUUAAGCCAUCAAAAAAGCACUACUUAUUUAAAACAAACAACAAAAAGAGAGAGACAAUGACCAAAUUUGCUAAUUUUUGAAUAGCAAUUUUUCAACUUUUGUCUGUAAGACGGGACACGGAGUCGAGUGACGUGCGACAGCUUCACUCUGACCGAGGGAUAGUCCUUAAAGACUCUAAAUAGUGAACACUGCGUAUGUAUUUAGUUUCUCGGUGACAUGUUUUGGAACUUUUGUUAUACAAGCGUACAACGUGUGAUUGUGUGUGUGUUGUAGAAAUCGUCUGCAAUAGCCUUCUCUGAACAAGAUGUAGCAUGGAACAUAAUUUACCCUCUAUUUCCUCUCUAGAUAGUAACCUGUGAUAUACUUGAGCGAUACUAUAAAAAGAGAAAAACGGCAAAAAACUAGAAAAAAGGAAAUGUUUAAAAAAAAAAAAAAAAAA
Pimephales promelas (fathead minnow) is the source of this 5149-nucleotide messenger RNA. The record is from RefSeq and is a predicted model, not a curated record. Lineage: Eukaryota; Metazoa; Chordata; Actinopteri; Cypriniformes; Leuciscidae.